CCGGGGAGAGCGGGGAGCCGUUGGUGUUUGAAUCGUUCCCUGAAAACAGCGGCAGAUGACAGCAGCUCGCAGCUCUCGCAAAUAUUACAUAUAAGUUACUAUUACAUCGCGUAAGAAGCUCUCUGGACUUCAGCCUGAACCUUUAUCAUCAACCGAACAUGUCGAAAAAACAGAUUUUCUAUUCCGACAAGUACAACGACGAGGAGUUCGAGUACAGACAUGUGGUGCUUCCAAAGCAGCUGUCUAAACUGGUGCCCACCUCCCACCUGAUGGCUGAAGACGAGUGGAGGGGACUGGGGGUGCAACAGAGCCAGGGCUGGAUUCACUACAUGAUUCACAAACCAGAGCCACACAUACUCCUUUUCAGAAGGCCUCUCCCAAAGGAUUAAACAGGAGCCAUCUGUAAAACGCCUGCUAGUAUUUUUUGCUGAUUUUGGAAAUUACAUCUCUGACACACAUCUCUACAUAUGUUCCAAUGUAUUGUGUAGACGACAUUUUCUAUUCUGAUUUUUCUUUUACGUCUCCCUCAAUUUUUAGAGGUAAUGAGAGGCAAAUUACUUUAUUCCAUUCCAUCUGUACAAUAUGAUGCUAAGUAUAAUUUCCUCCUUUGAUGCCAUAUUGUUGUGAUCAAUUUCUUUUCUGAUAGGUCAAACCGUCUUAUGGUUUCAUUUUCCUCAUGUGCACCCUUUUCUCAAGAGAGCUUUCUAUGUUUUGAAUAUUUCCUGUUCUUUAAACUUGUGUUUGUGUUGUAAAUAUUAUUUGUAGAUAUUAUAAAUUUUGAAAGUAAGUCAUUGGUUGAUUCAGCCGGUUCUGUGUUGCUGAAAGAAUGUAAUAAAAUGUACUUCCUCACAA
This is a messenger RNA of Labrus bergylta (ballan wrasse), 852 nucleotides long. RefSeq names its product CDC28 protein kinase regulatory subunit 2 (gene cks2). Lineage: Eukaryota; Metazoa; Chordata; Actinopteri; Labriformes; Labridae. Gene Ontology annotation, molecular function: ubiquitin binding; protein kinase binding; cyclin-dependent protein serine/threonine kinase activator activity. Gene Ontology annotation, biological process: regulation of mitotic cell cycle. The record is from RefSeq and is a predicted model, not a curated record. Gene Ontology annotation, cellular component: SCF ubiquitin ligase complex; cyclin-dependent protein kinase holoenzyme complex.